This is a messenger RNA of Trichoderma reesei QM6a, 867 nucleotides long. RefSeq lists its product as uncharacterized. The transcript is spliced from 4 exons. The record is from RefSeq and is a predicted model, not a curated record. Gene Ontology annotation, cellular component: intracellular anatomical structure. NCBI's taxonomy places the organism in Eukaryota, Fungi, Ascomycota, Sordariomycetes, Hypocreales, Hypocreaceae. Bases 1 to 867 code for a protein of 288 amino acids. Gene Ontology annotation, molecular function: oxidoreductase activity, acting on NAD(P)H, oxygen as acceptor.
AUGAAGAACGGCGCCUUUCCGCACGACAACGCCGCCGUCCCCAAUGUCGAGCGAGUGUUGCCCCUGUUCUCGCUCAAGGGCCGAACGGCGAUAGUCUCGGGUGCGGGUGCGGGCAUCGGGCUGGCCGUGGCCCAGGCAUUCGCAGAGGCCGGAGCCAAUGUGGCCAUCUGGUACAACAGCAACAAGCAGGCCGUGACCUCGGCCGAGGACAUUGCCAAGACAUACGGCGUCAAGUGCAAGGCGUACCAGGUCAACGUGACUUCGGCCGAAGCCGUCGACAAGGCCAUCACCGAGAUCAUCAAGGAGUUCAACGGCCGCCUCGACGUCUUCGUCGCCAACUCGGGCAUCACAUGGACCGAGGGCGCCUUCAUCGACGGCUCCGUCGAGUCGGCGCGCAACGUCAUGUCCGUCAACGUCGACGGCGUCAUGUGGUGCGCCAAGAGCGCCGGCGCCCACUUCCGCCGCCAGAAGGAGGAGGGCACGACGAUUGACGGGAAGCCCCUGGACAACUUCAUCGCCGGCAGCUUCAUCGCGACGGCGUCGAUGAGCGGCAGCAUCGUCAAUGUGCCGCAGCUGCAGGCCGUGUACAACAGCUCCAAGGCCGCCGUGAUUCAUUUCUGCAAGAGUCUGGCGGUCGAGUGGACGGGCUUUGCCCGCGUCAACACCGUGUCUCCCGGAUACAUCAUUACCGAAAUCUCCAACUUUGUGCCCCCGGAGACCAAGACGCUGUGGAAGGACAAGAUUGUCAUGGGUCGCGAGGGUCGUGUCGGCGAGCUCAAGGGCGCAUAUCUUUACCUGGCCAGCGAUGCGAGCUCCUACACCACGGGUCUGGAUAUGAUUGUGGAUGGCGGCUACAGCCUGCCAUGA